Molecule: messenger RNA, 1797 nt
Organism: Acromyrmex echinatior (Panamanian leafcutter ant)
Lineage: Eukaryota; Metazoa; Arthropoda; Insecta; Hymenoptera; Formicidae
Molecular function (GO): protein binding
Source: RefSeq, a predicted model, not a curated record
UUUUAUUUUCGGUUAUCACAAAUGAAAUUUACUAAAUGUCUUAUAAAAGAAUUCUCGUAAAUAUAACAAAGCCCGAGGUAUUUGCAAUAGUGUAUCAGUGUAUCUAGCAGUCUAUUCACAUAUACGGUCGCUCUACAAAAAUUCGAAUGUUGGAUGACUUGAUCCGAAUCCUAAAGACGAAGAGGGACACGAAAGGCCACGUGACCGGGCGCGUGUUCAACAGUAACAGCUGCACCGAUGCACUCCUUUCAAUUCACGUUGAACCUUCACCGAGGUAACAUUACAACGAUCAGCUAAACGAAUUUUAUUCUUGGCUGACGUAGAAAUAUUUUAUCCUAAACUUUGAGUGCCAUAAAAAUCAUUUUAUCCGCGUUUGUUGUGUUAAUUUAAUCGUAAAUUAUUUUGAUAAACUAUUCUCUAAAUCGAGAUCAAAGCGCGAGAUCAUUGUUCUCAUUUGAAUACGAGUAUAUCCUGAUGCAGAUAAAGUUAUGAAUAUACCGUAAUUUUCGAAAAAAAAAAAGAAGUGAUUUUGAUUGAAGUGGCAAGCACGAAGAAUAGAAUUCAAAAGACAAUGGAUAAUCGCCGAAAACUAAUCCGCAAUCGAUGCGUGAUGCUGACUAUUAUCAUCGUCUACACGUUGACUGUAUUUAUUAAGGCGGUUGAGAGCAGGCCUCACAUCAGGCACCAUCGGGAAGGCUCGCACUGCAGCAGAUGCGGUCCAGGCUGGGGCGUGAUUAGCCGUUGCGCUCGCGGCCGCGACACCGUAUGCGAGCGAUGCCCCAGUGGUACGUACAGCCCGCAUCACAGCACGCAGCCCUGCUGGAAUUGCGCCAGAUGUGGCCCGGGUUUGUACGAGGCUCAUCCGUGCACAUCGCGCACCGACACCGUCUGCGACUCCUGCCACCGUCCAGCACCGGACAAUCCGGACUACCGGCGGAAGUGCGAAGGUCGCGCGAGGUUCUUCCUCGCCCCGGAAGACGCGAAGAGCACCGCCGAGGAAAGCGUGCUGGUGAAUGAGCCCGCUUAUAGAUUCCAGCUGUACAACAGGGAGCAGGUACUUGAGAAGGAUGUGGAGGCCAUCCUGAGGGACAAAGAGACAGUUGGAUCAGAGGUUCUACAGAGGGUCAACCAACCAUCGUCCGAACAUUAAUUUUAUCUUCAAGAUGAUCUGACGUAUUCCUAUCCAUGACGAAAAAGAAGGUAUAAAGUUUUUUUCGAUUAGAAUUCUUGAAGUUUGAUUAUUACUAAUUUACCUGAGAAAUAAAUGGAUGGUGUAGAAAUUCGUACAGACUCGUAAUAAGAUUAGAAGAAUAAUAUAGGUUCGACCUUUAUUGAUCGAUCUUUUAAUACUAGUCAAUUAGUGCUUAAGAGAAUUAAUUUCUUUUGCGGAACAGCGAACGACUUUAGUACGAGUUGAAAAAUGGGAAUAUUUUCGCAAAGUGAAUAUUCAUUUAAUAUUUGUCGAUUAGAAUUCCGAUUGUUUGCGUAGAUUACAACACAAUAAAGAAAUGAAAAAUACUUCCUGACACCCCGCUAAGUAUAUAGCAUAAAAAAAAAUCCUUCUCCUUAAUACGAAUAGACUGUUACAUUUUUAAUAUUUAGAUAAGUAUUGCAAGUCGUAUUACAAAUGCAUAUGUCAGUAACUGUUGUUCGUAGAUUCACCGUAGAUUUCAAUUUAUAAAAUAGUUAGAAAUUUUUCAUCCAAGCGUCCGAUCGUGAAACAUAGUUCUAUAAAAAUUUAGACUCUUUAUUUUUGUGUUUUCGAAUAUUAUCAUUGCGUCCCUUACAGAAAUUUAA